Molecule: messenger RNA, 7043 nt
Organism: Macrobrachium nipponense
Lineage: Eukaryota; Metazoa; Arthropoda; Malacostraca; Decapoda; Palaemonidae
Product: protein pygopus-like
Exons: 8
Coding region: 338-1420 (360 amino acids)
Source: RefSeq, a predicted model, not a curated record
AGUUGUAUACUUCAUACAAUCCAUAACAAAACUAAAAUAGUUCGUUUCUCACGUCGCUAUUGUUAGUAAAUACUACCAUACUAGCACUUCACAAGCUAUAUAUGCAUGUGGUUUUUAUUCAUGGAUCCUUUCUUUAAUUAAAAGUCACACGAUGAUGGAAAUACUAAACGUAUUCAGUGUAAAAGAAGAUAGAAAAACUGUGGAAAACUCAACUUGAUUCGCUUUUGUGUAGAACGAGAAAAGGGCUUCUUUGAACGCAGAGCGAAGGCCUUCUGUGACUAAGAAAAUUAAGCUUUGAAACUAUUGCAUCCUAAACUUUUACAUAAUUUGAGGAGCCAUGCCUAAGAAAAAGACAGCUGUUUCUAACAAUAGCAGCUUAACUGGGGAUUUUAAACCAGGUACUGGAGGUUCUCCGGAUUCGCCAAACAACCCCAAAAAAAAGAGAAGGACUUCAAACACACCUGCAUCUGUACAAGGUCCCCCAUCUACUCCGCCCAGUCAUGAAUUGGUUCCGCCCCCUCUCUCAGCUUUUCAUUCUGUUGAGGGUCCAUUCUGUUAUGGUGAUACAAUUGUUGCAUCCAAUCCCUUUGAUGAUACACCACCAGUUUCUGUGUCAUCUUCAUCAAAUAUGGGCCCUGGUCCUGGCCCCGGACCAGGGCCUGGUGGUCCUGGUCCCAUGAAUCAUGGACCAAUGGGGCCAAUGAGUAUGCCAUAUAUGGGUGGUAUGAAUAAUAUGAACAUGAAUAUGAAGGGUAUGGGAAUGGGUGGUCCCAUGAAUGGACCCAUGGGACCAGCUAUGAAUGGACCAAUGGGGCCAGGAGGUCCAAUGGGACCUGGUGGUCCUAUGAAUAGCCCUAUGAGUGGACCUAUGGGCCCAGGCGGUCCCAUGAAUAACCCGAUGAAUGGCCCUAUGAAUGGCCCAAUGUCAGGUCCCAUGAAUAUGAAUGGCAUGAAUGGAAUGAACACAUCAAUGUCUGGCCCAGGGAUGCCAAUGACUACAAUGAGCCAGAUGAACAAUAUGGGAGGAAUGAAUGGCCCUAUGAAUCCCAUGAAUGGCCCUGGCAUGAACAACCAACCUGGUAUGAACAAUGGACAGGGUCCAAACAUGGGGCCAAAGCCUAUGCCAGUCAGCUCUGGAAAGGUGGCAAUGGCAAUGUCUGACCUAGUGAUCAGCUCAGCAGCAAGUGAUCUAGCCAGUCAAGAUGUCGUUUACCCGCCCGACCAGCCGAUGGUCUUCAAUCCACAAAAUCCAAAUGCACCACCAAUCUACCCGUGUGGAAUCUGUCAUAAGGAAGUUCAUGACAAUGAUCAGGCCAUACUUUGUGAAUCAGGCUGUAACUUUUGGUUCCACAGCUUGAUGUGUGAUGCCAUGGCGCUGAUGUGUCCUGAUUCUGUUGGUGUUGAUUUGUUUAAUUCCUAGGCCAUGUGAUCAUAUACAGUAUAUUAGUAUGUACCGGAUUAACAGAGGGUGCAUAUCAUCUUCUGACGGGGGAAGUUUACGCCGAGUGGGUGUGUGACAAGUGCCUCAAUUCUAAAAAUAUCCCACUUGUGAAGUUCAAACCAUGAGGGAGAGCAAUGGAUAUGUAAAAAGAUCAGCUAUGAUGAACUUCCUACUUAUUUUUUCUUUGAAUGUAUAUAUGUAUGGAUACAGUGCUGUGUAUGAAUAUAUAUACUCUAUAUAUAUGUGUUCAUACACUUGUAUCUGUAGUAUAUAUAGAUUAUUUUCCAUGUGCAACAUACUGAAGGCAAUGUAAAUGUAUGUGAUUUUAAAAUUUAGCCAUUCUUAUAUGCAGUUUUUCCGUUUUUGAAAGGAGGUAGUUGUGAUGCUGGUGAUAUUGGCUACUCAGAUUAUGGCUUUUAUUUUUUUAUUUGCUAUUGAUUCAUGAACUGUAAAUUAAUUCAAGGAUAUUUUAAUGUAGCUAACUUCCUAAAUCACCAUGUUAAUUCAGACUACUGUUAUUGUCUUCCGUAUUAAUGUGCUCAUCUUUGCUGAUCUUUUUGCAUAUGCCAUGUUAAGUUCAAAAUAAUUUAGUAAUUAAUACUUUGACUUUUACUAGUGUAUUUCUUGUAUUUUUUUGAGUGAGUCGAUGAAUAAUGGAAACAGGUUUUGAAAGAUGUUAUGGCACCUUAGGUUAUUGAUUUUAAUGUAGAUAAGUGAAUGUGCAAUAGAAAUGUAUCUCAAGAAAUUAAGAACUCUAUCUUAUAAACAUUUUAGCUCAACUUUUUAAGGUGUAAAUAUGUUUGUAAAGGAAAAUUUUGAUUUUUCGAUUGUAAAAAAUAGCUUAAUAAGUGACCGUUAUUUUAUCAGAGUAUUAGGCUGCUGUGGUUGGAAAGCUUGAAUGAUAAGGAUCUUUUUCUGGUGUUCUGUUGUGUUUUGUGCACAGCAAGUAUGACAGUGUGAAAGGCUUUUGUGAGCUAAUAUGAACAUUCUUACACUUUUGGUAAAAGAAAUCCUGUUUUGAUGCAAAAGUUUCUUAGGGGAGAAUUUUGGUAUGUUUAUUUAAUUAAAAGCUAAUUAGCAACAAACCACAGUAGGUAUAAUUUGUAAACUCAGAGAAAUGCAGACAAAUGUGUAUUAUUUUCAACUUUGGUUGCUGGGAAGUGUCAGGUAUCCUUGAAUAUCAGUUUAUAAACCACAACCCCAUGAAUUAGCUAAAUUGACUGGUGUGAAAAGUUGUCUGUUGUUUGCUGUUAUACAGCAUGUUACUAGAUUUUAUGACAUGUCUAUUUUGCUUCUGUUUUUGUGGCAUGGUUACCAAACUAAAUAAUAACUAAUGUUUGUCAUUAUGAAAUGCAAACUUGAAAUUCUUGUUUGAGCUUAACACCUUGUUUAUAACUGACAAACUUAGGGUAAGUGCUUAAAGUGCUUGGAGCUAAGGAGCAUUUAUUAACAUGUAUGAAACUACUUUCCACCAGGUGUAGACCUCCAUCUCCCCUAUACCAAACAUUUUCAUUUAUUAAUUUGGUUACUUUUGAACCAUGUGUGUGUGAAAGUGCCCUUUAAACUACUUUGCUUUAACUUCGUCUUUAGUGCUAUUUUUUAUAUCAGUUGUGAGAAUUUAGUAAUUGUGGUCACCAAAAUUCAGUGUUAUAGAAUUUUGAUAUAUUUUACAAUAAAUCAGGUAAAGCUGGUCCUAGUCUGUGAAGCAGGUUGUGAAAUAUCAUGGUAUGGAGGUGCCUGUGGGGAAAUAUUCAUUUUCAGAGGAUUCCACUCUGCAGGUCAACACUGUAGAAGGUGGUUAUUAAAAUUACAGUCAAGGAGGUAGGAAUGAAUGGUCUUAGUCAAGUGGAACUCACUUGCAUUGACAGUCCAGUGGGAGGUCACGCAAGUGGAACUCACUUGCAUUGACAGUCCAGUGGGAGGUCACGCACAUGGUAGAGUGACAGCUAUUUGCAGUCGUGGUCAGAAGGAUCAAGACCUAAACUUACAUACUGACAUUCCAAGAAAUGUGCCAUUCAGUGGGCAGGUCAUGUCUUAUAGAACAUGAUACUGUCUUUAGGUGAUGAUUUCUUCAUCCUUCAUCAGGCCCUGGCUAAGAAGACUUGAAAAGAAUAUGAUUGUCAUUCUUGAGCAGAGUUUGAAGUCCUCUUGCUCUACGUUUUGCAUAGAGAAUGACAAUACUGUGUGUUAUAGGGACUAAGUGAUUCCACUCAUUGUUAGCUGGAAAGAAGGAGUGCAAUAAUGUGUUCUAUGAAUAGUCAGUGGGGGACUUAAUCCCAGAUUGAUUGGAUGAAAGAUAAGUAUCACAAGGAUAAGAAGAGGAAAAUGGUAAAAGGAGAAUCUCCCUAUGCCUUCCUUUUUUUUUUUUUUUGUCUGAAGACAACCAUACCAAUAGAUUAUUAUGGGUAGAAACACAGUGAAUUGGAUCUAAUAAGGCUUUCCUAACAUCAACAGCAAAGAAGUCAUCCUAAGAAAACUGCAGAUAUUGAUAAAGAAAUAAACUUUCAAGACCAUGCCAUGCAGAAAGAUAAACCCUGAAUGUUGUCGGCAGUAUAAUAAGCAGCUGAGGGCAAUGGCAGUAAAACCUUUUUUGAUCUUCAUAGGUCACUGUAGCCAUCUGUUUCACUGAGGAUUUGAAAAUGAAAGCUAUUGCGAUGCCUGAGGAAAUUGAGUAGGUGCUGCUGCAGGUGAUCAGGUUUCUCUUUAUUGCAAGAGAUGAAUAAAGCUAUGCAGACAUAGUGUCAGAUUUACAUCUGAGGUUUGAGAGUAAAAAUGCAUUGCAGAGGUGAGAGGUAUGUAAUGACAAGAUUAUGCACCUUCUGCCAUAGGUUGACAGCUGAUUGUGUGUUGACUAGAGGAUUAAUAUGUAUGAAGUUGGAAGGAUUACCACCUCUCUAGGGAAGUAUGUAGUACUUCAACAGCACAUAUCAGUUAAUGCAUUAUUGAAAAUAUAGGACUAUACGUAAUCUAAAUCAUGUAUCAUAACUUAGACGUGUGCAUAAUCAAGAUUUAUUUCUGUCUGAGGACAUUUUCAAGAACGGCAUACAAUUUGGUACACACAUGAAAGGUUAUGGUUAAAUCCAGGAUGAUUCAGUCCCAAACUUUUUGGAAGUUAUACUAUAGGAAAUUAAACUAAUGAAAAGAUGAUAAUAAGUUUCCAUAUCUGAAUUUACAUUUUUUAAGGAGUCACUUAUACACUGAUGUAAUUAAUUCUUACAUUUUAAUAUGGCCUUUUUUUGAUGAUGGAGAUGUUGCUUAUCAUCUCUGGUAUGAAUAUUGUUAUUCGAAUUAGUAAUCAUUAUAAUGGAACUAGCCCAAUAGGCCAUAGACCAAGACUUGUUAAGCAUUAAACUUUAUGUAAUAACAUGUCUAUGUGAAAAAUGGGAAAUCAGAAAAGAAGUAACAAAUAAUUAGAGAUAAAAAGCAUGUAUAUUUAAGUAUAAAUACGCCAGUAUGUAUAGGUUAGAAGAAGUAUUAUACCCUCCCUUAACUUCUGAUUGUCAUUGUUAAUAAUUUUGCCAAUAAGCCAUUGUGGAUUUACAGAAUUUUUUGCAGUUAUUUUUUUUAUUAUUCUCUGUUCUGUCUUUGCGUCGAGUUUACUUGUAUUCACUGUCAAAAAUUUUAUUCUGCAAGUAGUUUGUAAGCCUUGUUUCCAGUUGAAACUAUUAAUUUGUUCCUCAUCAACAGCCCACAUAAAUUUUAAUGGCUUUACAUCCAGGUGACUGAAUUUGUGUUGCAAUUGUGGAAAUUUUAAACAUAAUCAUCUAUUAAAGCUUACUUGUUUUGUGAAAGUUAGAGAAUUAUCUCAGAAAAGCAUUCUUUUGGCAAACGCAUGUUAUUUACUUGUGGCCAUGGCAUAAAAAAACAGACGUAUCAUGGAAUGUCAAAAAUAUUUUUGAUAAGUGUCUGAUGUGUCUCUUGAACUUUAGUUCCUUGCUCAUUCUGUGUUUCUUUUAGUCAUUCAUGUGGGCUGAUCAAUCAUCUGUCAGGUUUUUAAGGAGCUUCCUGCUUUUGAAAAAUCAGUAGGAUUUGUUUUAUCCGUACAUUUUUCAACUCUUAAAAAAUAUUGUACAAUUUGGAACAUGAAAUUUUGACCACUUGUAAGUAAUGAGGAUUUUGACAUUGGCAGUGUGAAUGCAAUUUAAGCUUGUACUGUAUUUUUAUAUCAUAAGUAUCAGGGCUAAAAGUUUCCUGUAAUUUACUAAGUAUCUUGUAAUAGUGAGACAUCACUCCUGGUUGCAGAGCUGGUGUUGUUUUUUUUUUUUUUUUUUUUUUUUACUUUUACUUUUGCAACUCAGUCAUGAACAUGAAUUGGAACACAGCAGAAUUCUGUGUGUAUCAUACUGUGAAUUGUAGUUAGUGCCAACAGGGAGUAAUGUUUGUUUUUGUAUAUUCUGUCAUACAUGUAUGCACAAAUACCUAAGUAUUUACAGUGCUGUACAAGCAGUCUAGCCCCUAAAUAGACAGGUGAAUUAAAUAUUUACAUACUGGAGUUUACUGGGCAUUACAAAUAUUUUUUUGUAUUGUGAGUACUGUAAUGGAUAUUUUAGUUGGGAUUUUAUGGAUGAACAAAUUGUUUUUCUUACCAAAUUCUUUAGAAAUUUACUCUUGACUUUUUUUGUGCAGAUUGUUAUUAAAUAUUUUUAACUAGUGUUCUUUUUUUAUUAUAUAAUGAAACUAGAUAAUAAAGUCCUGAAGGAUUUUGUAAGUCACAUAUUAUGAGUUGGUUACAUUUGUUGUUGAAUUAUUCAAUUGCAGCCUACUCCAUGAUGAACUGUUCAUAAGUCUUUUGAAAUGUGAGUUCUGCAAUGAGUAUUUUUUAUGAUUUUAACUACUUUGUAGUGAUGACAACGUCCACUCGGGUGGCAUUCAACCUCCCAAAUCUUGUUAAAAACUUUUCUUUCUUAUGAUUCAGUAAGUCAGAAAAGACAAAAAAAAUGUCCUGUAAUCAAUUUUCAAAGUUAGUUUUAGUGUUCAUCCUUUUUAGAUAUUUUUUCUAUUUUCAUUAUGACAUUAAUGAAGUUUUAAGAUAACUGUUCAGACAGAAAUAAAGUCUUUAAGCUGGAAAUCCCCCUUAGUGAUUAAGGAAUAAGUUUUAUCACAUUUUAAAUACCAGAAUAAAUUAUUUUAAUUUACUGUAAACAGUUUCUUUUUUAAAGCAUAAAUUCUGAGGACAAAACCAAAUUCGGUGAAAUGUUCAGUAAUAUUUAAAAUAAAUAUCUUAGGUAAAUCAUAUAUAAAAUCUCAGUAACUAACGUUCAGUACUUGAUAGUUUAUAUGGCUGUGUUCAUGCAAAGUACAAACUCUGCCUUGACAGAUGGCUCUUUCAACUGUCAUGACAGGAGACAAAGUCCCAGUUUUCAGAGUACUGUACAGUAAUCUUGUGGUUAUUAUGCAUAGCCUAAAAAUAUUUCGGGCUAGUUUUGUGAGAAUUAAGAAUCCACCUUUGUUGACCUGAUUAGAUUAUUACUGUUUUAUUAUUGCUAGAAUGUUGAUAAAAUUCAGAAUUGGGACGUGUAACCAUGAAGCCAUAGUUAGCUUAGCACUAUAAUUGUUAUGCUAUACAUUAUUACUUAAAUAAAGAUUACAGGGACAUACACAA